AUGGAGUUCGGACACCAAGACCGUAGCAUUCAUAGGCAGGAUGCGGUGUGCCAUAGCAUUUUGAGUGAGGAUAGAGACGUACUCUUCGCCGGAAAUAGAGGUGACAUCGGAGUCGAAUGUCACGCGGAUCAGGGCAUCGGGCGAGUUAUUGCUGAGCAGCGAGGUCGACAGGAGCCACACGGCUGGACCACCAGCUUCGCUCGAUGCGUCAGCGAUAUGCAGGAGACCAGCAUUGGCGCCCAGCAUCGGGUGCUUGAGCUGGAAGAACUCCAUCUUGCCAGAGGGUCCGAUACGACCAAACGUGCCGGUACCACCAGUAGCAUUGCCAGCGAGAGUGAACCAUACACCCUCCAUGGGACCGUAGCCAGAGAUCAUUCCGACGGCGUUGUUGCCAACACUGGGCGGAAUUGGAAGCUGCGCCGUCUCGCCGGUGGUGAGAUUGAUCCGCAUUAUAGACGAGUCGGUAUCUUGCGUGACGUAGAUCAAGCCGGUGGUCGGCUCCUCCUUGAUAAACACGGGGCUGUUGAGGCAUGGGUACAGCUUCUGGUCCGUCGAGUUGGUGACAUCCGCCGAGAACACAUAGUACCCGCCAGUUUGCUUGGAGGCUACCUUGAGCCCGGCCCAGACGCGGUUGCCGAUCUCAAACACACAAUGCGGCCCAUUUCCUGGUGCCGGGAUAUCAAUUGUUUUUAUAAUGGUCGGCGGAGUCGCGAGAUCCUUGCCGGGAUCCACGAGGAGCAGCUUGUUGUCAGCCUGCAGCGUCAGCCACAUCAUGCCGGGGUACACGGUCGAGGGCCACACGCCAUGUAG
Molecule: messenger RNA, 810 nt
Organism: Trichophyton rubrum CBS 118892
Lineage: Eukaryota; Fungi; Ascomycota; Eurotiomycetes; Onygenales; Arthrodermataceae
Exons: 1
Coding region: 1-810 (269 amino acids)
Source: RefSeq, a predicted model, not a curated record